GCUUUGUACCACUCCCUCUAAUCUCUCCACCCCUCUGUCCGUGUUGUUUUCCUCAGAGUUAGCCCAUGCGAGCGGCGUGUGGACUGAGUGCAGCUGUUUCGUUCCGAGCAGAGCCCAACAUGUGAGAAGAUGUCUGUUGGAGGUUGUGCUUGUCCCGGCUGUUCGUCAAAGUCAUUCAAGCUGUACUCUCCUAAGGAGCCCCCCAACGGCGGCAGCUUUCCCCCCUUCCACCCAGGCGCUAUGCUGGACAGAGAUGUGGGGCCUACACCCAUGUACCCCCCAUCAUACAUGGAGCCUGGAAUGGGGAGACCAACACCGUACGGGAACCAGACAGAUUACAGGAUAUAUGAGCUGAACAAAAGGCUACAGAAUUGGACGGAGGACUGUGACAAUCUCUGGUGGGAUGCCUUCACCACAGAGUUUUUUGAGGAUGACGCCAUGCUCACCAUCACUUUCUGUCUGGAAGAUGGACCCAAACGAUACACCAUCGGCAGGACGUUGAUUCCACGAUACUUUCGAAGUAUUUUUGAGGGGGGCGCCACCGAGCUGUUCUAUGUUUUGAAGCACCCAAAGGAGUCCUUCCACAGUAACUUUGUGUCUCUUGAUUGUGACCAGUGCACCAUGGUGACCCAAAACGGCAAACCUAUGUUCACACAGGUUUGUGUGGAGGGCCGCCUGUACCUAGAGUUCAUGUUUGAUGACAUGAUGAGGAUCAAGACGUGGCACUUCAGCAUCAGACAACACAGAGAGGUCCUACCAAGGAGCAUUUUGGCUAUGCAUGAUCCCCAGAUGCUCGAUCAGCUGGCUAAAAAUAUCACCAGAUGUGGGCUGUCCAACUCCACGCUCAACUACCUCCGUCUAUGCGUGAUAUUGGAGCCCAUGCAAGAGUUGAUGUCCAGACAUAAGACCUACAGCUUGAGCCCCAGAGACUGUCUGAAGACCUGCCUCUUCCAAAAGUGGCAAAGAAUGGUAGCACCUCCAGCUGAGCCAGCCAGACAAGCUCCAAACAAGCGACGGAAAAGGAAGGUGUCUGGUGGAAGCACCGUGAGCUCCGGCGGAGGCAGCAAUAACAACAGCAACAGCAAAAAGAAGAGUCCAGCCAACAGCUUUUCACUCUCCAGCCAGGUACCUGACCUGGUUGGAACAAAAACCUGUACAGUGCCGGAGCUUGAGGACCGGAGUUGAGAACCACUACGCUAAAUCUUAAACACACACACACACACCCACACACACACCCACACACAAACACUGACACACUGACAAACACACACAUACAUACAUACAUACGCACACAUACACACACAUACGCAUACACACACACACACACACACACACACACCUACACCCAGACCAGUGCACACACUCACCUACACCUACAGCAUAAAACAUUGAGGUACUGGAGAGAGGCGGUAUGCAGCAUGUCUGGACCAGAGCACCAGACGCUACAGAAGUGUGUUUUCAUUUUCUAUGUUUUAGACUUGUUUUGAAUUUUUUUUAUUUUUGUAAACAAUUUCUAAAAAAUAAACAGACAAGCAAGCAAACAAAAACACCCCAGAAUAUUCUUUGCACUGUUUUCCACUAUUAACUCCAAUCUAUUUUUCUUAUGAAUUGACGGUGUAUUUUUUUUUUCUUUUCUAUUAUUGCUAAUGUAAGAACUGUAAAACAUCUGAAACCUGCAGUAUAUUAAUGUAUAAGUAUUGCUGUUAGAUCAUUCUUAUUGUGAUGGUAAUAACUUUCAUGUAAGUCUGUGCUUGAUAUAAUGUCAUCCAUCUGUGUCAGACAUCACACUGUCAUCAGGUCCAUUGGCUGCAGUGCUACAAAUCAGGUUGGGGAGAACAAGGCUAGUGUUUAAUACUUUACUACAUCUUGUUUUAAUGUGAGUUCCAAAGCAACCACCUUCCCCACUAAAUUUCCACCAAGCGCUGGUUUGGAUCUGAUGACUAGUCAUUGCAGAACUGUUUGCUUUGUCUUGAAAUCUCUUUCUGGGGGUCCUCUCUUCAGAGAACAUAGUAACAGAAAACUUCUCAAAUUUGCUACUCAAAAAUAUUUUAAAAACAAGUUUUGACAGGAUUGUAAAAUAAGAAAAAAAAGACUUUUGUAUUAACUUAAGUUUCCCAGAAAUGUUUUUAAUCCCAAUUAAGAAAGCUGCAGACCAAGGAGCUACAUGUAAAGAUUCUUUAGAUAUUGAUUACACUGUGCUGUUUUAUGUUUUAUGAAGAAUCAUUUUGUUGGCUUUAUUCCUCAUGUUUGUGUCUGUGCUUGUAUAUUUUUAGGUAGUAAUUUCUGUAAAAGUUAUUCUAUGUAUUCCUCCUUAGAACUAUGAGAAACUCAAUCUAAUGUAAAGAGAUGAAAAGCCUCUUAAAAGUUUUUUUAAACGUGAUUUUUAAUGGUACAAUCACUGAUAAAAGAAUUUUGCCCUCAUUUUAGCAAACUGUAUUUAUUUUUCUAUGUACUGACAUUCUGUUUAGGUCCAACCCACCUGUACAAUACUCGUGAUAAUAUAUGGAGGGGUUUGUGGGGCUGCUGAGUCAAUUAAUGCUAAUAGAGGUCAUUCCAUUACUUGUGUUUUUGACAUGCGGCUCCAAGGUCAUCAUGGCCUGUUUAUUACAAUGGUUCAGUAUGUUACCAUUAAAGAGAUAUUUAAAUGCCAUUUUCUUCUGUUGUAGGUUCCUGGUCUAUCUGAAAACUUAGCAGUUCCACUGAAAACCAAUAAAUAACCACAUUUAAA
Messenger RNA from Morone saxatilis (striped sea-bass), 2728 nucleotides. It is a transcript of the gene ldb1a, whose product is annotated as LIM domain binding 1a. The record is from RefSeq and is a predicted model, not a curated record. Gene Ontology annotation, molecular function: LIM domain binding. Gene Ontology annotation, cellular component: transcription regulator complex; nucleus. The transcript has 11 exons. Lineage: Eukaryota; Metazoa; Chordata; Actinopteri; Moronidae. Bases 130 to 1185 code for a protein of 351 amino acids. Gene Ontology annotation, biological process: nervous system development; negative regulation of transcription by RNA polymerase II; positive regulation of transcription by RNA polymerase II.